Messenger RNA from Carassius gibelio (silver crucian carp), 1849 nucleotides. Its product is annotated as potassium voltage-gated channel subfamily KQT member 2-like. The annotation marks the transcript as partial. The record is from RefSeq and is a predicted model, not a curated record. Lineage: Eukaryota; Metazoa; Chordata; Actinopteri; Cypriniformes; Cyprinidae. Gene Ontology annotation, cellular component: membrane. The transcript has 18 exons. Gene Ontology annotation, biological process: potassium ion transport; transmembrane transport. Gene Ontology annotation, molecular function: voltage-gated potassium channel activity.
AUGAGUUUUCUGCUGGUUUUCUCCUGUCUGGUUCUGUCCGUGUUCUCCACCAUCAAAGAAUACGAGAAGAGCUCCGAAGACGCCCUCUACAUCCUGGAAAUUGUAACCAUUGUGGUUUUCGGAGUAGAAUACAUCGUAAGGAUCUGGUCUGCAGGAUGUUGCUGUCGAUACAGAGGAUGGAGGGGAAGGUUAAAAUUCGCCCGGAAACCUUUCUGUGUUAUCGACAUCAUGGUGCUGAUCGCCUCGAUCUCGGUUUUGGCCGCUGGAACGCAGGGGAACGUGUUCGCCACCUCGGCCAUCAGGAGUCUCCGCUUCCUCCAGAUUCUCCGGAUGAUCCGCAUGGACCGACGCGGGGGAACCUGGAAACUCUUGGGAUCUGUGGUUUACGCUCACAGCAAGGAACUGAUCACGGCGUGGUACAUUGGCUUCCUGUGUCUGAUCCUGGCCUCGUUCCUGGUGUAUCUCGCUGAGAAGGAAGAUAACGAGAUGUUCGAGACCUACGCCGAUGCGCUCUGGUGGGGUCUGAUCACUCUGACCACCAUCGGCUACGGCGAUAAAUAUCCCAUAACCUGGAACGGACGUCUCCUGGCCGCGACCUUCACCCUGAUCGGCGUGUCGUUCUUCGCUCUGCCUGCGGGGAUUCUGGGUUCUGGGUUUGCCUUGAAAGUUCAGGAACAGCAUCGGCAGAAACAUUUCGAGAAGCGCAGGAAUCCAGCUGCCGGCUUAAUUCAGGCUGCCUGGAGGUUUUACGCCACAAACCUGAAUCGCACGGAUCUCUUUUCGACAUGGGACUAUUACGAAAGGACCGUUUCUGUGCCCAUGUACAGACUCAUCCCUCCUCUGAAUCAGCUCGAUCUGCUGAGAAACCUCAAGAGCAAAUCCGGCCUCUCCUUUAGAAAGGACGCCCAACCAGAACCCUCUCCGAGUCAGAAAGUGAGUCUGAAAGAGCGCGUGUUCUCCAGCCCGAGAAACUCCGCGAACAAAGGGAAGAACUCUCCUCAGGGCCAGCAGCCCCUGCGAUGCUCUCCUGACAACAGCAUUGAGAACAGUCCCUCCAAAGUACCCAAGAGCCUCAGCUUUGGCGACCGCAGUCGGGCCAGACAGGCCUUCCGCUUCAAAGGAGCAGCGUCCCGCCAGAACUCAGAAGUGUUCAUUGAGAUGCAAGAGGAAGAUUUGAGACACAGGAACUCUCCAGAAGCCAGCCUUCCUGGAGAAGACAUUGUUGAUGACAAUAAGAGCUGCCAUUGUGAGUUUGUCCCUCAGGAUUUAACGCCGGGACUAAAAGUUACCAUCAGGGCCGUGUGCAUCAUGAGGUUCAUGGUGUCCAAGCGAAAGUUUAAAGAGAGUCUGCGUCCGUAUGAUGUGAUGGAUGUUAUCGAGCAGUAUUCGGCCGGUCAUCUGGACAUGUUGGCACGCAUUAAAAAUCUGCAGUCCAGGUUAGAUAUGAUAUUGGGUCCUCCGUGUCCCAGCACCCCUCGCCCAAAGAAGUGUUCAACCAAAGGAACCAAAGAGUCGCCCCAGUUGUCUUCUAGAGUGGAUCAGAUUGUUGGCCGAGGUCCUUCAAUCACAGACAAGGACCGACCGAAAGGAUCCGCGGAUGCAGAACUGACAGAAGAUCCCAGUAUGAUGGGACGGCUUGGGAAAGUGGAGAAACAGGUAAUGUCAAUGGAGAGGAAGCUGGAUUUCCUGAUACUGAUUCUCUUACAAGCAUUCUCUUCUGAAGACGUGAGUCACAGCUAUACACUCUACAAACUGAAGAUCUGGGCUCACUGCAUGUCCUACUCCAAUUCCUCCAUAAACCCCGUCAUCUACGCCUUCAUGGGAGCCAACUUCAGAAAGGCCUUCAGAA